Leucoraja erinaceus (little skate) is the source of this 1523-nucleotide messenger RNA. RefSeq names its product chondromodulin (gene cnmd). Gene Ontology annotation, cellular component: extracellular region. The record is from RefSeq and is a predicted model, not a curated record. Bases 78 to 1169 code for a protein of 363 amino acids. Gene Ontology annotation, biological process: negative regulation of endothelial cell proliferation; respiratory gaseous exchange by respiratory system; negative regulation of angiogenesis. NCBI's taxonomy places the organism in Eukaryota, Metazoa, Chordata, Chondrichthyes, Rajiformes, Rajidae. The transcript is spliced from 7 exons.
UUCAGGUCACGUCGCUGCCCACGGCGGCAGAGACUGGGCUUUCACACAGAGCUGAAGGUCAGUGCAGCACAGACACCAUGGCAGAAACUUCAGAAAAAGUGCCCAUAGCCCUGACAGGACCAGCUGACGUGGAACAAUGCCUGCCGCCUGCUUAUGCCGUGGCUGUCAAGCCGGCUAGCAGCGGGCGCCUAUUGAAGAUCGGCGCCACGGUUCUCAUCACCGGCUCUGUCCUGCUCGUCCUGGGAGCGAUUGGUGCUUUUUAUUUCUGGAAGAUCAGUGACAAAAAUGUGUAUAACAUGCAUUACAGCAUGAGCAUCAAUGGAAAAGUGAAGGAUGGAUCACUGGAAAUUGAUACAAAGAACAACCUUGAGACCUUCAGAACUGGAAGUGGCAAUGAAGAGGCAGUGGAAGUUCACGAUUUUCAAACUGGAAUCACAGGAAUUCACUUCGCUGGAGGAGAGAAGUGCUACAUCAAAGCACAAGCUAAAGCGCACCUGCUGGAUAUCGAGAAUCUGAAAACAGAAGCGGUUACAUUUGAACUUGAAGAUGAAAUCAUGCCUGCAAAGUUUGAAGAAGAAUCUCUUAUCUGGGUGGCUGCGGAGCAACCGAUCAAAGACCAUGCCUUCCUGAGUCCUAAGGUUUUGGAACUAUGUGGUGACCUCCCUAUUUACUGGCUUCGUCCAACUUACACCAAAGAGGGUCAGAGGAAGAAAAGAGCAGUGGAUCACAAGAGACCUCAAAUACCUGACCCUUACUACUACGAGUUUGACUUUAACCCUGGUCCAGUGGAUGAAUUUGGCCAAAUUCUGGGAGCUCCAGCUGAGGUUGACAUAGAAACCACUGAGGUGCAAGCUCAAGAUGCAAGCCUAGAACAAACAGCAAAUGACACCAUUCCAGAAGGAGAAGGGCGUCCAUCAACUUUCAAUGCAGAAAACCCCUACCAUAGGAUCUUAGAAGGUGAAGGAGGCGCUAUGAACUUUGACCCUAUGCUGGAUCACCUAGGAAUCUGUUGUGCGGAGUGCAGACGCAGUUAUUCCCAUUGCCAGCGUAUAUGUGAACCCCUGCGCGGGUACAUGCCAUGGCCUUAUAAUUACCAAGGGUGUCGUGUCACUUGUCGACUGAUUAUGCCAUGUACCUGGUGGGUAGGACGUAUUCUUGGUUAUUUGUAAGCUACUAAUAAGUCACACGUUUCAAAUAUAAUACAGCCCCGAGGAAAUUAACUAUUGCAUAUAUAAACAGUCAUUGUUAGAAAGAAUGAUCAGAUUGUCGUACAAAGUGCCUUUAUAACAUUGAAUAUUAAAACACCUCAGUCUAUGCCAAUCUUUUUUUCUGCAAUGUAAUAUAACUUGAGUUUAGGUUUAAAGUUGAAUUGCUCCAAAGCAACCAAAGUGCAUAAAGCCAAACCAUAUAAUGCAAUAUAAAAAUAAAAAGGAUGAGCUUGUUUGUUUAGAAAUUUGUGCAGAUAAUAAUAUAAUAUUGUGCAGAGCUUCGUAAAUGUGCAAUAAAGCAUACAGUAGCAUGUA